AUGGCGACCACCGCCCCCCGCCCCCCCUUCAACCCCGUCGACACCACCUCCGCUGCGCUCCCCGCGCACGACGAAGUCGAAUCGCCGUCCCUCUCCUCCACCAACGCGCUCGCGCGCUUCGAGUUCGAAACCGGCCACGGGCGCGAGGGCACCAAGAUCCUGAUGGUGGAGUGGGAAGACUCGCCCGCCACGCGGCGCAUCCGCGGCGACUGGCACGUGUCCUGGGAGGGCAAGUCGACGGUGCUGAGCGCCGACGAUCAGCCCGCGGGCGACAUCAACCGCAUGUACUUCCUGCUGGCGCCGGGCGCGGCGGUGCCGCCGGUGGUCGUGCUGACGCACCGCCCGCGGAACGCGGACGAGGGCAAGGAGGUGGUGUGGCACACGAAUCCGCUGCCGGCGAUUUUCCCGCCCGAGCUAGGCGCGAAUGCGCGCGCGGCGGGGAAGAAGGGGAUUCUACAUACGAUUUGGGCGAAGAAGCGGCUGCAGGUGCUGAAUCGCGAGAUUGAGAGGGAGACGCGGGAGAAUGGGAUUGAGGGGAUUGGGCUGGAGAUGGCGAGCCAGGAGAAGGAGUGGAUUGAGAGCACGUUCGGGGUGGCGCCGAAGCCGAUGGGGCUGACGAUUUCGCUCGCGGAGGCGGGGGGGAUGGCGAGUUUGGGGCCGGCGAGUCCGAGGACCCCGGGCGGGGGGAGGUUGAUGGAGAAGUUGAGGGGGUUGAAGCUGGGGACGAGCGAGAGGGAUUUGGGGAACGGGGGGAAGGAGUUUGGGGGGAUAGAGCUGUCGGCGAAUAACCCGCUGAGUCCGGAGAGUUCGGAUGUUGCGGUGAGUUCGUUUGCGGCGUUUAAGGGCGCGAAUCCGCUGUCGUUGGCUGCGAAGCCGCCGCAGAGGCCGGUGGGAGGGGUGGGGAUUGCGCCCCCGCACAGCAUCGUGGCACAGCAGGAGAAGCAGCAGCAGGAUCCCGGGAUGGCGUCGUUGAAUGCCACGUUUGCGUCGCCGAAUUUCGAGUCGAGGGGCGCGCCGCUGCCGGAUGAUGAUGAUGAUAGGGAAGAUGGGCUGUUUGCGCUGCCGAUUAGCCCUAGGAGCCCCGAGAUGACAAAAAGCCCGUUCUCGUUUGCUCAGGGGGAGACGACGAAGACGGAAGGGGGACUGGCGUCGUGA
Mytilinidion resinicola is the source of this 1155-nucleotide messenger RNA. RefSeq lists its product as uncharacterized. Lineage: Eukaryota; Fungi; Ascomycota; Dothideomycetes; Mytilinidiales; Mytilinidiaceae. The transcript has a single exon. The coding region runs from base 1 to 1155 and encodes 384 amino acids. The record is from RefSeq and is a predicted model, not a curated record.